Ambispora leptoticha is the source of this 867-nucleotide messenger RNA. The record is from the annotation of a GenBank genome assembly. NCBI's taxonomy places the organism in Eukaryota, Fungi, Glomeromycota, Glomeromycetes, Archaeosporales, Ambisporaceae.
AUGACACAAGGGUCAGAAACGUGGCUUAUAUUUACAAUAGGUAUCUUGAGUAAUUUUGCCACAACAAUGGUCAUCUUGUGGGUGCUCGCGAAAAAGUCCACGCAUGAGAAAAAGACCACGCAUGCUGCUACUCGCUUGGUGCUGAAUUUAUUGAUUGCAGACUGGUUUCAAAGUAUCAGUUUUAUGAUGAGCAUGUUUUGGACUGCGGAGGGUGAAGUAGAAAUAGGCUUAUAUUGUGAUAUUCAGGGAAUAAUUCUUAGUUUCGGAGGGUUAUCAUCAGGCAAUAAAAUGUUCAUGACUUAUCGAGACGCGGAAAAAGCAGCAACAGAUGAUAAGGCUGCAUUAAAAUUAUUGUUUUAUCCCCUGGUUUGUUUGUUGCUGUAUUCUCCACUCGCUAUUUAUUUAACAGCUGUUGGAUUAUUUCAAAGCGGAUUUCCUUAUGAAUUUUACGUGGUAGCAGCUUGCCUUUUCGCGGCGAACGGACUCACUGACAGCAUAGUUUAUGGUUGCAUAUCUUAUGUAGCAAAUUCUAGACCACUUAUCGGGCACCAAGACACAACCUCAGAAAAGUUAAAAGGCAAAAAACGUGACAAUAAACACAUCGAACCAAGAAAGCCAGGUGAUUCGAACUCACUAAAUUCUUUUUUCGAAGACAAGAAUCCAAUAAAUAUAAUGAAUAGUGGCAACGACAACUUGAAUGAUCUUUUUCCGUUGGGUUCUUCUUCGCAAUAUCCGGAAUCAGAUAACGAUUUAGCAACACCCACUGUUAAGGCUUCGUUUUAUGAGACUAUGCUGAGUAAUUCCACUCUUUCUCAUGAAUCUGAAUCUACUUCGUCUUGGAAACCUUCCGUAAUUAUCCAUAGUCCC